Molecule: messenger RNA, 1449 nt
Organism: Brachypodium distachyon (stiff brome)
Lineage: Eukaryota; Viridiplantae; Streptophyta; Magnoliopsida; Poales; Poaceae
Product: peroxidase 5
Exons: 2
Coding region: 358-1365 (335 amino acids)
Biological process (GO): hydrogen peroxide catabolic process; response to oxidative stress
Cellular component (GO): plant-type cell wall; plasmodesma
Molecular function (GO): peroxidase activity; heme binding
Source: RefSeq, a predicted model, not a curated record
CACUACUACACGAAGAGCUCGCGGCAACGGAUCUAAAAAGAAAUAAAGAAUGAGAUCGCAGCUUUAACUCACCGGUUAUAGUAAGGAUCAAGAACCCCAUUCGAGGACACAGGAGGCGCGCAUUCCAAGGUCAACUCCAACUCCUUGCUGUCUUGCUCUUGUCUGUCACUCGACGGCACGCACACAGUACUGUUAGUACAUACCAGUUCAGUUCUCCCGUUCGCCACGUUGUAACUCAAAGAUCGACUGAUCCAGGCAUAUAAAUAACCGCUGUUCAGGCAUCCAUUAAUUACUGACGACUACACUGUAAUCUACUCGAGCUCUACAGAAUCCCAAGAUCGAAAUCGAUCGAGAGAGAUGAGCGGAGCACGUAGUGUUGUUGUUCUUCGUCAGUUCCCUGCUUCCGUCCUUGUGCUAGCAGCAUGGAUCGUGUUCUCCGUCGCUUCUUCUGAAGCGCAGCUAGAGGUCGGGUUCUACAACAGCACCUGCCCGAGGGCGGAGAAGCUCAUCCGCACCGUCGUCCGGGCCGCCAUCCGCCGAGACCCCGGCAAUGGCCCGGGGCUCGUGCGCCUCUUCUUCCACGACUGCUUCGUCAGGGGGUGCGACGCGUCGGUGCUCCUUGACGACGUCCCGGGCAGCACGGGCACCGUGGAGAAGAUGUCGCAGGCGAACAACCCGAGCCUGCGCGGGUUCGGCGUCAUCGGCCGCGCCAAGCGCGUCGUGGAGCGCCGGUGCCGGCGCACCGUGUCGUGCGCCGACAUCCUGGCCUUCGCGGCGCGGGACGCCAGCUUCGUCAUGGGGUCCGGCAUCGGCUACUACGACGUGCCGGCGGGCCGCCGCGACGGCCGCGUCUCGAACGUGUCGGAGGUGCUCAACAACCUGCCCCCGUCCUUCUUCAACGCCUCCCAGCUCGUGGCCAGCUUCGCCGCCAAGAACCUCACGGCCGACGACAUGGUCACGCUCUCCGGCGCGCACUCCUUCGGCCGCACCCACUGCGCCACCAUCGCCUUCCGGCUGUUCCCGCGGCUCGCGGCGGACAUGGACGUCUCCUACGGGAGGUUCCUCCGCAGGCGGUGCCCGGCGGCGACGGGGGGCCGGCGGGACCCCGUGGUGGAGCUGGACCCGGUCACCACGCUCCUGCUCGACAACCAGUACUACAACAACGUGGUGGCCGGCAAGGUGCCGUUCACGUCGGACGCCACGCUGCUGACCCGGAACGACACGGCGGCGCUCGUCGGCCUCUACGCAGGCAACCGGACGCUGUGGGCGACGCGGUUCGCGGACGCCAUGGUGAAGCUGGGCAACCUCGACGUGCUCACCGGUGACCAAGGGGAGAUCAGGAAAUUUUGCAACAGAGUAAACUAGUGCAUGCAUCCCACUGCUGCUGCGUCAGUGCUAGUAGGUUUUUUUUUAUUCGUUGUCUUUGCUGAUCAGAACGAUUCAUUGACA